GGCACCAUGAAGUCUCUAAAGAAGGACUACCGUAUGAGAAUACCAACAAGCAGAUUAUUGGAAGCCGCAGAGGCCUGGAAAGAAAAGAAGCGGGCAAAGCUUCCUGAGCAGCCCACACCCCCCAUUCAGGAAGAACCAGAGCCUGUUAGCAAUGUUCUCCAAGGAGACGACAUCCUGGCCUUAGCCAUUAAGAAAGAAGACUUGAAGAAGCAACACACUCUUUGCCUGGAAACGAAAGAUAAACCUGCCAUUACCAAGAAUGUUACCAUUCGUAAAUUCAAACCGAAGGAUCCUAUGAGGAAGGCCUGCCACUUAGUAGCACAUCCUGCUACUCCUGAUGCGGCCACCAAGCCCCUCGACUACUCUGGCCUGGGCGUCAGCUUAGGUGACAGUGACCAGAUCCUGCCCCACCACAUCUUGGGGAGUCUUCAGGACUUUAAGAGGAUUGCACUUGCUCGAGGGAAUACCCAGCUGGCUGAACUGAUCCAUACUCCACCCUGUCUGAUGACCCUCAUCUCAGAGCAGGAAGAGCCAACUCAAAAGGAAACUCCCAAAGCAAAGAAGGCACAUCUAUGGGCCCCACCUUCUCAGCACAACUUUCUGGAAAACUGGAGACGCAACAUUGCCCUGCGGAAGAAGCAGCAGAAAGCCCUCAGUGAACACCUGAAGAAGCCUGUCAGUGAGCUGCUGAUGCACACUGGGGAGACCUACAGACAGAUCCAGGAGGAGCGAGAGUGCAUUGACCGAGCCCUUCCUACAAAGCAUGAUGGGAAGUGCUGUGAGGAGAGCCGUGGGUUCUGGAAUCCACUGGAAUGUGUGGGAGAUGAAAUGACAGGUCUGAUCAUGACAAAGACUAAAACUCAAUGUGGCCUCCUGGAACCAAUCACUCACAUCAGGAAGCCUUGCUCUAUCCGCACGGAGAUGGGAUUACCGGCCCAGAAGGAUGCUUGGUACCGAUAUACCUGGGAUCGGAGUCUGUUUCUGAUCUAUCGACGCAAGGAGCUGCAGAGAAUCCUGGCUGAGCUAGACUUCAGCCAGCAGGAUAUUGAUGGCCUUGAGGUGGUGGGCCAAGGGCAACCUUUCUCAGCUGUCACGGUGGAAGACUAUGCCCUAUUUGAAAGUACCCAGGAAAGCUCCUCUGAAGACACAGAGAAUGUAGAUGUACUGGUCAGUUACCCUGAUGAGGUCCCUAUGCCGAUUCUUGGCCCUUCCCUGCUAUUCUGUGGGAAGCCAGCAUGCUGGAUCAGAGGCAGUAACCCACAGGACAAGAAUCAGGUCGGAAUUGCUGCCCGCUUGGUCUUUGAAACCCUAGAAGGGAAGAAAACAUCUUCAGAGCUGACUGUGGUCAAUAAUGGUACAGUGGCCAUUUGGUACAACUGGCGGCGACAGUCCCAGCUGCAAUCUUUCCAAGACUUGAAGAGAAACAGGAUGCAGCGGUUUUACUUUAACAACCGGCCAGGAGUGAUCCUGCCUGGAGAAACGAAAAAGUUCACCUUCUUCUUCAAGUCUCGGAAUGCUGGGAUCUUCAGGGAAUCCUGGGAGUUUGGAACUCAUCCUACCCUCCUGGGAGGUGCCCUCCUGCAGGUCAAUCUCCAAGCAAUUUCCCUGACCCAGGAUGUUUUUAAGGAGGAGAGGCAGUUACUGAAGAGCAAGCUGUCUGCCCACGAAGCCGUUACCAUUGUGGAGAGCAUGCUGCAGGAAGUGCUGAAGGGAAUCCGGACCCCGGAACGAGUGCCAUCACCUAUGGAUGCCUAUCUCACCGAGGAGGACUUGUUCCACUAUAAGAAUCCUCGGUUGCAUUACCAGUACCAGGUGGUACAGAGCCUGCAUGAACUUUGGCACCAGUACAUGACCGUGCCCCCCAAGCCUGAGGAGGCCAGGCCGGACGACGAGGAGCAGCUCAGCACCCGAGUCCAGACCACCAUGGCCCAGUCAGCUGGGGAGAAGGGCUCCAUGAACUCCAAUCUCUUGAACCACUUGAAGGGCCCAGUCCUAGAAGCCCAACUGUCCCGGCCUGAGAAUGAGGCUCUGCGAGAUGCCUUCAUGUUCCAGCAGUCCAGAGGGCUGGUCUGGUCUUCUCAGUGGAAAAGCAUCAUGGAGGGGCUCCUGGCGGAGGAGAGUCCAGACAUGGAGAGUACCAGGAGCCUGGGAGAAUCUGAGAACCUUCCCUCACCCGACUGGAACCUCAGCUUGGAAGACUUCAAAAAGGCAGCGAUGACACUCCCCGAGGAAAGCCAACGAGAAGACGCCCUCAUCAGACUCAACAAGGGUGCCCUGGAGCUGUGUCAAGAGCAGAGACCGCUGCAGUCUGACUUCCUGUACCAGACCUGUUUGCAGCUGUGGCGGGAAGUCAUUGACAGCCUGGUGAGCUACUCCCUGUGGCUGAGGACUCUGCUGGGCCUGCCUGAGAAGGAGACUGUUUAUUUGGAUGUGUCAGAUGAGCAAGAUCAGAAAUCACCUCCCAUCAUGGAGGCAAAGACACCUGUUGGAAGACUGGGGAAGGAGGACCGGAAAGGGACAUCCCAGGAAAAGAAGCCACUAGGAAUCAAAGACAAAGAAGAUAAAAAGACAGCCAAGUUGCCAGUGAAAGAGGACCGUGUAAACAGCAAGAAGUACAAAGCAAAGGAAGAGAAGAAAUUAACAAAAUCUGCAAGUCGGGACAGGCUUUCCAUGGAGGAUAUUGUCCGCGACAGUACCACCCCUUCCCAAGAACCGAUAGACCCCCUGGUCAUGGAGAAAUACGUCCACAGGCUGCGCAUCGAGGUCUAUGGGCUGCUGGACGUCCUGGUGACUGACAUGAUGGUCCUGGCUGAUGAACUCAACCCCAUGAAGAAUAUCGAGUAG
Chrysochloris asiatica (Cape golden mole) is the source of this 2844-nucleotide messenger RNA. It is a transcript of the gene MYCBPAP, whose product is annotated as MYCBP associated protein. The transcript is spliced from 19 exons. The record is from RefSeq and is a predicted model, not a curated record. Gene Ontology annotation, biological process: endocytosis. Gene Ontology annotation, molecular function: phospholipid binding; clathrin binding. Bases 7 to 2844 code for a protein of 945 amino acids. Lineage: Eukaryota; Metazoa; Chordata; Mammalia; Afrosoricida; Chrysochloridae. Gene Ontology annotation, cellular component: clathrin vesicle coat; endosome; plasma membrane.